Molecule: messenger RNA, 870 nt
Organism: Selaginella moellendorffii
Lineage: Eukaryota; Viridiplantae; Streptophyta; Lycopodiopsida; Selaginellales; Selaginellaceae
Exons: 2
Coding region: 38-775 (245 amino acids)
Molecular function (GO): chitin binding
Source: RefSeq, a predicted model, not a curated record
GCUAGCAUUGCUGUGACUUGCAUAAGUCAUUAGAACCAUGCUUCUUCGUGCUCUAGCGCUCUUUGCAUUGUGUUUGCUGGUAUCGGCAACACCAUCAUCACCCCCUCCUCCUGGUUCAUGUUCAUCUGACGCUGACUGCCCGGAGGCAUACCCCUGCUGUAGUCCAUGGGGAAACUGUGGCAACGAAGCCCCAUGGUGUUCAUCGCCGCCUCCACCGCCUCCACCUUGCAAGUCUCCUUUAUAUGGUACUACUAGUGGUGGUACUCCCUUCAGUGGAAGUCUUACGAGUAUGCCACUGGAGGGGCUACGCAUAAUCAGCGGUUGUGUGGUUGAUGCCAUUCAGUGGAAGUCUUCAGGCUCUUCCUGGACUCAAAUGUAUGGAACUAACUCCUGUUCAGGAUGUUUACCAAGCCCGCCUCCGCAAGCUGGUCUGAGAGGCACACUCUACGAGAUCUCUUUGAGCUCGGAUGAGUACAUUUACAAGGUAUCGGGUACAACUGGAACAGACAGAACAUGCGGUACUGGUUGGGCGGGAGAAGGUGUUCUCUCGCUGACUGUGCAUGUCAAGAACACGAGAACCAGUGCAACCAAACCAUAUGGUCCAUUUGGUAAUUCGAAGAGUGGCACUUUCUUCGAAACAGCACCAGGCAACGUAGUCUCGUUCUUUGGAUAUGCAAGCCCCAGCUCAUAUAUGAAAGGCAUCGGUGUUAUCUAUUCGACGUGCCCAUCCAGUUCUGUUCAAACCACCCCCAUGGGGGCGUUUAGCAUCAUUUAAGGAGUUGCCAAACUAUGGUGCUAUGCCAAACUAUGUAAUACGGAUUUGGUGCUAUGCUAAACUAUGUAAUAAAGAUUUUGGUGCUAUACAAACUA